Messenger RNA from Aspergillus oryzae RIB40, 411 nucleotides. RefSeq lists its product as uncharacterized. NCBI's taxonomy places the organism in Eukaryota, Fungi, Ascomycota, Eurotiomycetes, Eurotiales, Aspergillaceae. The record is from RefSeq and is a predicted model, not a curated record. The coding region runs from base 1 to 411 and encodes 136 amino acids. The transcript has a single exon.
AUGCCGCUUGUGACCGCAACGACCGCAGUACUUCCGGACGAGCGGGACGAUGGCCUCGGGCUGAUGCCGAUUUCUGUGCCGUACCAGUCAACUCGGCCGACCUCAGAAGCCAAGUCCCUCUUCCUACGGACGGGAAGUUCCAGCCCGGCUGCAAUAUCAGAAAGGAUUUACAGACCUUGUCUAGAGCGUGUGGUGUUCCUUUUGACCUCUGACUGUGAUUUGCUAAGGACGGAUUUGUCACUACCAAGUUAUCAAGAUGUCCAUGUUCCGCACUUGGCUUCAAAGAUCACCAUGGAUCUUGAUAAGCUAGUCCAGCAUCUCGCGGCAAAUGCGACAUGUCUUGGUCCAGUCCCAGGUAUUCGAAAGGCCGCUGUGGACUCUUCCAUUCGGGAAUCCAUUAUCACCGUCUGA